GGUCACGGCGCAGGCGCAGAGUACGCGUGGCGCCGCGCGAGGCGGAGGCGCGCUCUUCGCGGGCCUCCGUGCGGGCCUGGGGCGCAAAGCCGGGUCGCCGCGGCGCGGGCAGCAUGUCAGACAACGAGGACAAUUUUGAUGGCGACGACUUUGAUGAUGUGGAGGAGGAUGAAGGGCUGGAUGACUUGGAGAAGGCCGAGGAGGAGGGCCAGGAGAACGUUGAGAUCCUCCCCUCUGGAGAGCGACCGCAGGCCAACCAGAAGCGAAUCACCACACCGUACAUGACCAAGUAUGAGCGAGCCCGUGUGCUGGGCACCCGAGCCCUCCAGAUCGCGAUGUGUGCCCCUGUGAUGGUGGAGCUGGAGGGGGAGACAGAUCCCUUGCUCAUCGCCAUGAAAGAGCUCAAGGCCCGAAAGAUCCCCAUCAUCAUUCGCCGCUACCUGCCUGACGGGAGCUAUGAAGACUGGGGGGUAGACGAGCUCAUCAUCACCGACUGACCUGGGAUCACCCUCCUGACUGCGCCUCCUCCCCAGUUUCUAGUCUCACAUUCUUUAUACGUGUAAAUAAUAAACCAGACAACCUUUCACCCCG
Messenger RNA from Equus quagga, 591 nucleotides. RefSeq names its product RNA polymerase II, I and III subunit F (gene POLR2F). The coding region runs from base 114 to 497 and encodes 127 amino acids. Lineage: Eukaryota; Metazoa; Chordata; Mammalia; Perissodactyla; Equidae. Gene Ontology annotation, molecular function: DNA binding; DNA-directed RNA polymerase activity. Gene Ontology annotation, cellular component: RNA polymerase II, core complex; nucleus; RNA polymerase III complex. The record is from RefSeq and is a predicted model, not a curated record. Gene Ontology annotation, biological process: DNA-templated transcription. The transcript is spliced from 5 exons.